AUGUGUUGCUGCAACAACUACUAUGGUGGACUAGGCUACGGCUAUGGAGGCCUGGGCUGUGGUUAUGGCUGUGGCUAUGGCUGUGGCUAUGGUGGCUAUGGCUGUGGCUAUGGUGGCUAUGGCUGUGGCUAUGGUGGCUAUGGCUGUGGCUAUGGCUGUGGUGGCUCUAGAUAUGCCUGUUACCGCCCAUGCUGCUAUGGAAGAUUCUGGUCUGGGUGCUUCUGA
Messenger RNA from Tupaia belangeri chinensis (Chinese tree shrew), 225 nucleotides. RefSeq names its product keratin-associated protein 21-1-like. The transcript has a single exon. Lineage: Eukaryota; Metazoa; Chordata; Mammalia; Scandentia; Tupaiidae. The record is from RefSeq and is a predicted model, not a curated record. Bases 1 to 225 code for a protein of 74 amino acids.